Messenger RNA from Pipistrellus nathusii (Nathusius's pipistrelle), 1140 nucleotides. Lineage: Eukaryota; Metazoa; Chordata; Mammalia; Chiroptera; Vespertilionidae. The record is from the annotation of a GenBank genome assembly.
AUGGCCCAGUCCCCGCCGCCGCCGCCGCCGCUGCAGACCCUCGACCCCUGGACCUUACCCCAGGGCUGGGGUUGGGCGGCCGCGCACCCGGACUCCACGUCCCCGGCCUCGUCCUCCUCAGACUCGUCGGGCUCGUGCCCCUGUGACGGCGGCGGCGCCGGGGUCCCCUCGCGGGCCAAGCCCCCCGCCCGCAGCCCGCAGGCCGCCCCGACGACGGCGCCCCGACGCGCGCGCCCCGCCCCGGCGGCCGGCGGGCAGCGGCAGAGCGCCAGCGAGCGCGAGAAGCUGCGCAUGCGCACGCUCGCCCGCGCGCUGCACGAGCUGCGCCGCUUCCUGCCGCCGUCCGUGGCGCCCGCCGGCCAGAGCCUCACCAAGAUCGAGACGCUGCGCCUGGCCAUCCGCUACAUCGCCCACCUGUCGGCCGUGCUGGGCCUCAGCGAGGACAGCCUGAGGCGGUGCCGGCGCCCGCGGCCCCGGAGCAGCAGCAGCAGCAGCAGCGACGCGGCGGCCCCUCGGGGCUGCCCGCUCUGCCCCGACGGCGGCUCCGCGCAGGCGCAGACGCUGACGCCGACGUCGACGUCGACGCCAGCGCGCGGCCCGGUUCUGGGCUCCGUCGCCCCCGCACCGGGGUCUUGGGGGUCCCCGCCUGCCUGUCUAGGAGUCCCAGCAGCGCCCGGAUGCUUGGGGAGCAGGAUCCCCGACGUGGGUCCUUGGGUCUCACCCCCUUACUGCUCCGGGGCGCAGUCGCUUCCGCCAGUGUCCCAACGUAGGGCCCCCGAUGCGGCUCUUUGGACGCCGCCCGAAGCUGGUUCCGGAAUGCAGACGCCCUUGGAGCCCGGGACCCUCGCAGCCCCGGAGCCCGCUGCAGUGUACCAGGGUAUCUGUGUGUCUCCGGAGUCCUGUCUGUGGCCAGAAACCCCGCUCCUCCUGCCCAGCCCGGCGUGCCAGAGACUGCAGCCUCAGGCCCAGUGGGGAUUCUGGAGCCACAGUGCAGACGUGCUGCCCAGCUCGGAGCCCCAGGGACCAGGCCCCACCUUUCCCUUCAGCGACGAAAGCCCUCUCCAGAGCUCAGGCCUGCAGCUCGGGGGCUGCCCUGAACUUUGGCCGGACGAGGGGGGCCACAUGAGCAUCUUCUAUUAA